AUGGAGGAGGUGCGGCCCCAAGGUAGCGAGUGGAUAGACUUCUCGCAGCUCAUCAGGCUAGACUCACACAUCCCAGUCAAGGCAGCUUCACCUGAGUACAUCUUUUCUUUCGCUUAUAAGAAGCCCAGGCCUAUACCCAAAACCUGGGAAUGGAUGGGAACUAAGAAUGGUACUGGUCUUCUCGAUCUCCCACGUGAGUUGAGGGACAUAAUUUAUGGCUACGUCUGCCACGAUAUGGUCCACGACGGAUGUGGAUGGCGCAAAGAAGGCGAAUGGGCCGACGACACUUAUUCGGAUGACAGUGAUAUGGAUGACAGCGAUAUGGAUGACAGCGAUACGGAUGACCAGGAGCCUAUUGUAUUUCAAAACUGCAACAUUAUGAGGAUAUGCCGACAAGUGCACUGGGAAUUUGCCGAAGUGCUCUACGCGCGGCCGUUACAACUUACCGGCAUCCCACAGUCCAACAAAAGCCAUAUCGUUAUUACGGGAUCGCAUAUCCUUCCGUUAUCAAGAACAUACGCACAUCUUGUCAAGAAGCUGGCAUUUAUCCAUAACAUAGACCGUGAAGACUACUUAGGCUUGGAACCGCGAAUAGGAGGGCACUUCCACGCUGAAGUUCUUUGGCUCGAUGUUGUUACAGCAACGAGGGAACUGCUGAAGCUCUUCCCUGCUCUACAAAUCUUGCGUAUUCUUGUCACCAACGAUAGGCCUCCAGAAGAAGACGUAUUGAUGGCCUUGCUCGGGAAGCGCACGGACAGAAGAGAAGAGCUGGUCGAGAUCGCGGAGGAUUUGAUCCAGGCAGUGCGCUGGAGCGACACGAAGCCUAUCGAGGUUCCGCAGCAGCUGGAAUUGUUAUAUUUAGAAAUCAACGGCACUGUAAGGGAGAUGCCUUUGAGCGAGGCUUUGAGGAAUACACAAGCAGCAGAGCUCCACAAGAAAGAGCUUAGAGAAAAAUCCUGA
Molecule: messenger RNA, 960 nt
Organism: Alternaria arborescens
Lineage: Eukaryota; Fungi; Ascomycota; Dothideomycetes; Pleosporales; Pleosporaceae
Exons: 3
Coding region: 1-960 (319 amino acids)
Source: RefSeq, a predicted model, not a curated record